UUGACGGGAGAUUCACAUGUGACUAACACUAAACCAAAAGCUUACCACUUUUGACUACUGGGGCAAAAAAAAAAAAAAAAAAUCGGAAUUUAGUAGCUUAUCUCUAUAGGCUACUUUUGUUCAUGUUUCUGCUGUCACUUUUCUAAGAAUGUAACGGUCACUUGGGUAGUUUUUAUACAUUUAAAGUCUACAAUAGGAUUCGUAUUGUUUCUCAAAGUGUUUUCAGAGUAUCCAACCUGGAGAGCAGCGAGUGAGAGACAACAGGGAGGAGAGAGGGAUGUGUGUAAAGCGCCCUCUCUUUCUCUCCUCUUCACACGCGCUGGUGACAGAGAGGUAGACGGAGUGUUUAUCAUGAGCUGCCCGUGAGAUUCAGCAGCAGUCGGUCGUAGUUUCUCUAAAUGCAGGAUUCAUGUUUUCUUCCCAUUGGAUCGUAGUUUAUCUGAGCCGUGACGGGGACAAACAGUAAAGACAUUACAGAGAGGAGGGACGGACUCGAGUGCGAGGAAGCUUUCAGUCCGGCACAGACUGGAAACCACUUGAUCGAGAUAUGGGGUGUAGGCUUCCUAAGUUGCGGAAGGCAGAAGAGAGGCUAAGCCCGGGCAAUAUCUACUCCACCAUUCGACGGCCUCAGGUGGAGACUAAAGUGGGCGUGACCUACACCUACCACUUCCUGGAUUUCCUGUUGGGGAAAGAAGAGGUGCCGGUGUCAUCGGUGCUUUGUCUCUCAUCAGUCAGAGAGCUACCGGUUCAGGUCAGGGAGCUCUAUGCACAGGGUUUUGUCCUGGUCGCCGUCCACCCGUUUGUCCAUCCCUGUGGCCCUCGUCAUGCACACAUCCAGCGCCAGCUCCACCGGGCCGUGCUGGUCCGAGAGACACCAAGUUCAGAGAAAAGCCAACUGAGGUGGGGAAGACAUCGUCUGGAGACAGAUGUGUGUGUGGCAGGUCACCAGGCUGCUGACCCAGAAGUGAUCCAGAGCUAUGUCAAGAGGAUCCAGGAUGUGGCAGAGCAAGGGGUGAUGUUUGUGGGCUUUCUCCAGCAGCCAGGUGGAGGACCCUUCUUGGGGCACUGGGACCCUGAAGAGCUGUCCUCUUUACAUUCAAGUCCUUCACCCAUACAUCGACACCUCUUCAGCACCAACACCAGCCCAACAGAUCCUACAGAACCCCAUCAUAAUGACAUAGAAUCUGACAAUCACCACUUUGAACCUCAAGAGUUAGAUCAUGAAGGCGUAGAACAUAACUCACGGGACCACAAGCCUUUGGUGCCAAGAGAACCAGACUUCAGUACUCUGAAACCCAUCCAGAGUUUAGAGCUUAACCGAGAAGAGUCCAGUGAGCAAAUCCAGAUGUUACAGAUCAGCCUCAAAGAGUCACUUGAAUCUACAAAACAACCUCAAGAUCACAGCAAACCCAGUGUAGACACAGUUCAGGGGUGUCCACAUAAAAACCCAGCAGAAGCCCAAGGGAACCAGUUGUGUCCCAGCCCUCCAGAAACUGCAGGUAUGAUCAGACAGCAGAAGGGCCAACUACCAGACUUUAAAGAAUCCACAGAGAAACAUUUAAACCUUUCCAAUCAGAGAGAAAGACAAAGUUCAAGCUCAGACAGCUGGCUCAGCUCUCCAGAACUGGAUCCAAACCAUGAAAGAAAGUCCAACUCUACCUGUACAGACGGGCAAAGCAGGGUGACGACACACAACAACAACCACAUCAGGCUCAAGAGUUCAGAGAAAGAUAAGAAUUCAACUUCACCACCAGCGCAGGCUAGGAUGCAGCUCUUUGCCUUGUACAAUCACACAGGGGAGCUGAACGCUUCUCUGAGGUUCUACUCACUCAGGGUGCCACUGCGAGUACAAAAGGAAGCAGGGCUAAUCACAGAAGUUGACACACACUGGCUUGACCACAUGACUCAGCAUUUCACCAGCGGCGCGCACCUCAUUGAUGGGUUUUUUCACCUUGGAGAUGAUAACGACAAUGGGGUUUCAUCUGUGGAUAGUGUGUUCAUCUUCCAGAGCUCUGCAGAAGAGACCACAAACACCUCCUACGACGCCAUUGUGGUUGAGCAGUGGACCGUUGUUGAUGGUGUUGUGGUGAAGACAGACUACAUCCCCUUGCUCCAGUCUCUGGCCCCGUAUGGAUGGAGGCUGAUGUGUGUGUUACCCACACCAAUUGUCAAGACCAACAGUGACGGGAGUUUGUCGACCAAGCAAAUCCUCUUCCUUCAGAGACCCAUUUUGCAGCGCAAGAGAAAAGACUUCAAGAUGCUGAACCUCAGGGGUCGCAGCAAGGCAAAGAAAAAAUCUACUGAAGAUACACAAGAGGAGAGAGAGAAUAAGUCCCCUGUGAUGGAGACAGAGAUGGACAGGUUAAGAAGAAACACCAAAAAGGAGGAGGAAGAAGAGGAAGAGGGGAGGAAGAGCAGGGACAGCGGAAGGAGCGAAGGAGCGAGCCUUCAGAAAGGUGGAGAGGAGAGUGAAGAGGAUACACGGCAUCAAAAGGGCAUAUCGUUCCUAUCGGGGAGCAGGGCUUCUGUUGAAGAGCAGGAAGAGGAAACCAACAUUGAUGAGAUCCUACUGUCCAAGCAGGAGAAGUUGGUGAGAUGGACAGAUGUGUGUCAGAGAGAUGAUGGAGGGGUCAAGGAGGAGGUGAAGACGGAAGAGAGGAUCAAACAGCAGCUGUUUUCCGGUGUCUGUUGACACAUUGGGCACAAAGCAGGAAAGGGGGAGCUGAGAUCUGUUUAGUUUAUCAAAAAAAAAAAAAGCCUUUUAAAAUAACGUUUUGUUGAUCUGGAUUUUUUGUUCCUCUGUGGACAACCCAGAUGUAGUCAAUCAUACUGUUACUAGUCAUCAUGUUUUGCUUCAGUCUGCUGUUUAGAGUGUUAACACUCUUGAGUCUUUGAGGUUGUAGCUCCCAUAAAUGGGAAAGUGUUGUGCAGUUCUCUGCUUUUGGGUCAGUAUUGCUAUUUGAUGUAUCCUUAUAUGAAAUUAAAUGAAACUGUACAAGGCUUUAGAGUACAACCUAGAGCAAGUCUCCAGUCCAAGCCUUAAGUAUUAUUUUCUUGACCAUUGUUGUAUUUUACUACUUUCUUGUAAUAGGACUGUUAAAAAGGGAGUACGGAUUUCACUGGGCUCGCUGUAUUUUUAUAUGUAAAGUAUAUAAUUUAAGAUAGAAACAAUAGGGGGAAAAGUUAACACAAAGUACUGUAUGUAGUUCACUGCAUUAGAGCCUGACCGAUACAUCUGCAUUGGCUGAUUUUGGCUUAUCACAUAUGCAUAUACUGGUAUUGGCUUAAAUGUCAGCCGAUAAUUUACAAGAAAUUGCUGUACCAAAAUGCCAAAGAUUUUUUUAGGUAAUUUAGAAACUUUGUCUUCAUUACAUACUGUAGUUCCUAUUUUUUAAUUCAAAAUUAUUUCACUCAAUACAUACAGUAUCUUGGUUACAACUUAAACAACCCUUAUCAAAAAUGUUUGUUAAAAAAUUUAUAUCGGCCGAUUAUAUGGUUUUUAAAAUUCUCUAUUGGUAUCGGCCAGGCUCUACACUGCAUUGAGACAUGAUAUGUUUUAUUGGGCCUAAAUAUUAAAAGGUUCAGUUCAUGUAAAUUACAAAAAGAAAAAGAUUGUCACUUAGCUCUAAUCAAAUCUAGCUAGCUUUGGUUUGAGUUGGCCAGGUUUUGAGAUUUCAUCUGAGAUUUCUUCACCUCAAUACAGGAAGGCCCUUGGUUGUAUGCCUCCGCCAACCAGUCAAGUUGCAGUUUACAUCCAUGUCUGUCAAGACUCAUAAUAUAUGUAGUGAAUACUUGGAAGGAAUUGAAUAAAAUGUAUAGAGUAUUUUUUUGGCUAAAUGGAAGUUAUCACUAUAUUGAUAUGUAUGUUUGAUUCCAGUAAAUAUAUAUUGUUGAACUGAUUAAUGAAGGAUUAUCAUAGAUGUAUUGGCUAAACAGGUACACAUGUACUUGAUUUCUAUGUAAAGAUGGAUUCUUAGAGUAUAGCUACACAAAAUGUGCUUUUAUUUUCUCCUGGCAUUUUAGAUGCGAAGCCUCUCUGAGCUGUAGGUGAAACUCACUCACUGGAUCACGAUUAGCUAGGCGCGCUCCAAUACGUUGUUUGCAGUCACUUGAUUCUGACGAUUCUCGAAAUUCAGAAUGAGGCAGGAAGGACGAGAUGGAGGAAAGCCCAUACUGUGCUAGUUAUUGUUAACUCAUUGUGUUGUCCCAGCAACAUGUGUGAAAUCUGGAAUCGCCCAAUUAAUUCUUAAAUUAUGGCUGAAAACCUAUUUAAAGGUUACAAUGACCUUUGAGUCAAAAGUUUCACCUAUUCAGUGUCCGACCAACUGUGAAAUAUGUUCUGUUCCUGCAUUAAUGUUGAAUAAUGGCCAAAAAAGUAUUUUUCCACAACAUGGAUGUCACAGUGAAGAUGACCUUUUAGAUUAAAAAAAAUGUCCUCACUUCAUCGUUGUAUCUCAUUAAACGUCUGUGUGAGAUUGUCAUAAUUACAGCAUCAAUUCUUGAGUUAUGGCCAAAAAUGUGUUUGUCAAGGUCAUUUUGAGUUCACAGUGACCUUUGAGUCAAAAGUAUCACCAAUUGUCCGACCAACUAUGAAAUAUGAUCAUCAAUUCUUGAGUUAUGGCCAAAAACAUGUUUUGUGAAGUCCCAGUGACCUUGACCUUUGACAACCAAAUUCUAAUCAGUUCAUCCUUGUGUCUAAGUGGACGUUUGUGCCAAAAUUUGAAGAAAUUCCUUUCAGGCGUUCCUGAGAUAUCGUGUUCACAAGAAUGGGACCAACAACCCGAAAACAUAAUGUCUCUGGCCACGGCUAUCGCCGGCAUGGAGCCAUAAAAAACAAAAACAAACAUCUCUUUCCAGAUGCAAUGUUCCAGAUUAUCCACAGAACAGUCGACAGUUUUCUUAAGGACUAUUUCUAUAGUAGAAAACAGUUUCUAUGGAAACGGAUUAAAGUGAGGUCUGUUGAUUAUCCAGAGUAACUGGGACAUUGCGUCUAGAAAGACACAUUGCUCGAAAUCUCGAAACCUGGCUGAAUCAAACCAAAAUUGUCUGCUUGGUUAGAUACUACAAGUGGAAAAAAUGCUUUUUGUAAUUUGGGAGAACUGACCUUUCAUUUUCAGAAAAUGUGUAAAUUAGAAAUCAACUAUUUAUUACUUAUUUCCUAGACCACCUCGUGUUGUGUGUAAGUAAUGUGACAUGUCAGUCUUUAUAUAAAAGCAGAGGUCAAUAAAGUGGUGGAAAACAGA
Messenger RNA from Siniperca chuatsi (mandarin fish), 5243 nucleotides. It is a transcript of the gene rftn1a, whose product is annotated as raftlin, lipid raft linker 1a. The record is from RefSeq and is a predicted model, not a curated record. Lineage: Eukaryota; Metazoa; Chordata; Actinopteri; Centrarchiformes; Sinipercidae. The transcript has 10 exons. The coding region runs from base 548 to 2692 and encodes 714 amino acids.